UGUGUGAGCACUGAGCGAGAGGCUUGACACGGGAGCGUUGCGGGAUGAGAGCAGAGAGAGGAGAGUCCUGUCUGUAGUCCAGCCAUAGCCGAGCGGAGCUGCAGCAUCGAGCCAGUGCAACAACACCGAGUAAGCUCACUCUGCAAACACACCUGAAGGCCGUAGAGGACCCAGGAGGAUUUAUAAAGCAGGAGGAAUAUAGUGACGGGCUGUACGUAGAAACAAGAAAGAAACUUCAUCGCAGAGCUUUUCUUCUCCAAGUGCACUUUGGGUAGCUCUGUGACAGACGCGGGCAGCUAUACCUUGAUGACACAUUAUGAGCACUAACUGCCGUUUCAACUGAGCAAGAUUUUGUCGGUGAAGGUCACAGAUGUAAUGAAGAAUGUGUCCCUUGUGCUUUUUUAAACCUGUCUGUCAGCGCAUCUGACCGUUUUCUGGAUCCCUCUGAAAUCUUUGGACUUGGUUGCUUAUUUUGUAGAUUGUGUGCUCUUACUAACGGAUCCUAGUAAAAAUUGACUUCAUCCAACAUGCGACCCAUCCCAUCCAGGUUCAGCUGUGUGUUCCUGCACUUAUUUGCAUUGUUCUACUACGCGCAGGUAACCAAUCAGUCCCCGCCUAAUUUCACGCAGCAUGUAAGCGAACAGAGCAAAGUGACGGACCGCACGAGCCGCAGGUUGAUCCGGAUCUACCAGCUUUACAGCCGGACCAGCGGCAAACAUGUACAGGUCCUGCCCAACAAGAAGAUCAACGCCAUGGCCGAGGAUGGAGAUGCGCACGCUAAACUCAUUGUGGAAACAGAUACUUUUGGAAGUCGAGUGCGCAUCAGGGGAGCUGAGACUGACCUAUACAUCUGCAUGAACAAGAGAGGGAAGCUCAUUGGCAAGAAAAACGGACAAGGCCGUGACUGUAUCUUCACCGAAAUCGUUCUGGAGAACAACUACACGGCGCUGAAGAACGUCCGUUAUGAGGGCUGGUACAUGGCUUUCACUCGUCGGGGGCGUCCACGGAAGGGCUCACGGACACGCCAGCACCAACGUGAAGUCCACUUCAUGAAGAGGCUGCCAAAGGGGCACCAGCCCACCCAUCCGAGCCACCACCGGCCUUUUGACUUCAUCCACUACCCUUUCAGUCAAAGGACUAAGCGUACGUGAUACCCGUCAGAGAAUAAAACGGAAAAGUCAGAGAAAAAGGAGAACCUGACUGGAUUUCUCUUCUCU
Molecule: messenger RNA, 1217 nt
Organism: Pundamilia nyererei
Lineage: Eukaryota; Metazoa; Chordata; Actinopteri; Cichliformes; Cichlidae
Gene: fgf8a
Product: fibroblast growth factor 8a
Exons: 5
Coding region: 528-1151 (207 amino acids)
Molecular function (GO): growth factor activity
Source: RefSeq, a predicted model, not a curated record